CGGGCUUGGACGACAUUCGUGAGUGUGGUGUGGACGGUAUACGACGACGACGACAAGACUCGCAACAUUUGACUUUGCAGCGGGGUUGGAGGAAUCAUGCACCCAUUGUUCUCGGCAUCCUUAACGUCUCAGAUCUGAGAGUUAUCAGCUGAAAAAAGAAGUGGAGAUCCAAGCAUAGGAGUUUAAUUGACUCUUUAUCGACAUGGCAGCAACUUUGUUACAUUCAAUAAAUAUAGGUCUAUCAUGCCAAAACGAAGAGCCAAAAGGACCACGAAAGAACCUCCUGCCUCUCUUGAGAGUAAACAUGAGCCCCUGGUUGAAAAGCAGCUGUAUUCUACAUUCAGUGAACAAGAAGUUGAACGUCGUGAAGCUGCAAUCCGUGCCAUUGGCAAUGGAGAGAUUGAAUACAUGCUGAGCCAUUUGCGUAAUUUGCAUUCGUUCUUCACAAAAGAGCAGCUUGAGACCCCCUUUCUACAGUUUAUAGAGGAAAAGUGCCCUAAUAUUAUGGUUGUCAAGCACGAUGAGUAUGGAGAAUGCCUUCUACAAUGGAAAGCUUUGGACUGCAGCCCAUCGCUUAGCUUCCCUGAGGACAAAACCAUGCUUCCACUAUUGGGACCCUGUGGUUCAGUUGGGCAACAAGGCUACUUGGCAUAUCCUCAUAAUUGUGAUACUCUGCCUGCUUUUGGUUGGCUUCCCAUUUUCAGUGGCAGAGAACAGAAUGAAGACUUCAGGUGCGCAGAUCCAGGAUUUUCUUUUUCAGAAUCAGGAAAAGAAAAUUCGAGGAAUCCAAGAUUCUUUUCAAACUCCUGGGGUUUGUAUACUUCACCCUAUUUCUUAUACAUCAUUUUCUGUUUUCAAUUGGUUACCUAUCAUGUGACUGGGGAACUACAACAAGUCCAAUGGGCUUGAUAUAAAGCUACAUUUCCAUCCAUUCCGUUGCAGGAUGGUCGAUGAUUAACAGGGUUGGAGCCCCAUAGACAUUCACCCUGGUAGAGUUACUCUCUAAUCUCUGACUUUGGGAACGGAUGUGGAUGUAGCUUUGAGUCCAUCCUUGAUUGAACCAUCAUGUACUUUCCCUUCCCAAUUUACUUGUAUCCUUUUUAUUACGUGAAUACUCAAGUACUCAGCACCAAAUUGUGGUCUAUUUGAUUUUGCUGACAGUAUAAUAAUAGUUAUCAGAUUGUUGUGCUUCA
Messenger RNA from Amborella trichopoda, 1193 nucleotides. RefSeq lists its product as uncharacterized. NCBI's taxonomy places the organism in Eukaryota, Viridiplantae, Streptophyta, Magnoliopsida, Amborellales, Amborellaceae. The record is from RefSeq and is a predicted model, not a curated record.